Messenger RNA from Chlorocebus sabaeus (green monkey), 4363 nucleotides. RefSeq names its product nuclear respiratory factor 1 (gene NRF1). Gene Ontology annotation, molecular function: DNA-binding transcription factor activity. NCBI's taxonomy places the organism in Eukaryota, Metazoa, Chordata, Mammalia, Primates, Cercopithecidae. Gene Ontology annotation, biological process: regulation of transcription by RNA polymerase II. The record is from RefSeq and is a predicted model, not a curated record.
ACUACCACACGCAGCUGGUUUUUGUAUUUUUAGUAGAGGUGGGGUUUCACCAUUUCAUCCAGGCUGAGAAUACACUUUUUAAACUUAGAGAUACAAAAUUAGAAUUGCCAGUCACAUGUUUUCUUGGAAUACACAUGCUACAAUAAUGUGGGAGUACCUGAUAAGAAUUCAGUAAAUAUUUGUUGAAUGAAGGAGAGAAUGAUUGAAUAGCAGAGAUUCCUAGGUCUGUGGUAUUGGCACUUAAAUACUUUCAUAAUUUAAUCCAGAAACAAAUCCUUAGUUCAGUUAUUUCAGAAGAAAAAUCAUGAAUUGAGCUGUCCUGCAGAAGCUAGGAAAUAGCUUUAACUGGAUGUUGGUUGUGCAGUGACAGAUCCAGCAGAAUUGAGCCCUCCACUGAAGCAGCCAGGCAACAAUGCUGUUUCACAGUAUGCAGGAUCUGAAUAAAAGUGUCCUUUGUGCUUAUUUGAGACUGGGGGGCGGGACUUGUGGCAAUUUACGUUAUUUUUCCAUAAUGGAAAUUGAGGCAGCCUGUAAUCCUGCUAUCACACAUGGCAACUACUUAUUUGAUUUUUGGUAAUUUGGUAGCAGCUGUGGACAAACAAUUAUUCUGCAAAAAGAGCCAUGCCAGCUGCAUUCUGACCCAGUUGCAAAUGCUUGGGUAGACCAAACUUCCUAUUCACUAUCUUUCUAAACCAGGGAUAGCUUCAACAACUCACCUGCUUUUUAUUGAUAUCUGUAGCUGCUGGUAAGCGUCUACAUAUUUGAGAAUGCACUCUCUAAUGCUUUUUUGUUGUUGUCACCAACCUUCACUAGGCACCUACUUCAUUCAGGCACUGUGCCAGACACGGGGUUGUAAGCUGUAAGGUGUUAUACAGUGUGGAUAGACUGCUUUCAUUUUGACAGAACUUCAUGGAGGAACACGGAGUGACCCAAACUGAACAUAUGGCUACCAUAGAAGCACAUGCAGUGGCCCAGCAAGUGCAGCAGGUCCAUGUGGCUACUUACACUGAGCACAGUAUGCUGAGUGCUGAUGAAGACUCGCCUUCUUCUCCUGAGGACACCUCUUAUGAUGACUCAGAUAUACUCAACUCCACAGCAGCUGAUGAGGUGACAGCUCAUCUGGCUGCUGCAGGUCCUGUGGGAAUGGCCGCUGCUGCUGCUGUGGCAACAGGAAAGAAACGGAAACGGCCUCAUGUAUUUGAGUCUAAUCCAUCUAUCCGGAAGAGGCAACAAACACGUUUGCUUCGGAAACUUCGAGCCACAUUAGAUGAAUAUACUACUCGCGUGGGACAGCAAGCUAUUGUCCUCUGUAUCUCACCCUCCAAACCUAACCCUGUCUUUAAAGUGUUUGGUGCAGCACCUUUGGAGAAUGUGGUGCGUAAGUACAAGAGCAUGAUCCUGGAAGACCUGGAGUCUGCUCUGGCAGAACACGCCCCUGCGCCACAGGAGGUUAAUUCAGAACUGCCGCCUCUCACCAUCGACGGAAUUCCAGUCUCUGUGGACAAAAUGACCCAGGCCCAGCUUCGGGCAUUUAUCCCAGAGAUGCUCAAGUACUCCACAGGUCGGGGAAAACCAGGCUGGGGGAAAGAAAGCUGCAAGCCCAUCUGGUGGCCUGAAGAUAUCCCCUGGGCAAAUGUCCGGAGUGAUGUCCGCACAGAAGAGCAAAAGCAGAGGGUUUCAUGGACCCAGGCACUACGGACCAUAGUUAAAAACUGUUAUAAACAGCAUGGGCGGGAAGACCUUUUGUAUGCCUUUGAGGAUCAGCAAACACAAACGCAGGCCACAGCCACACACAGUAUAGCUCAUCUCGUACCGUCACAGACUGUCGUCCAGACCUUUAGUAACCCUGAUGGCACUGUCUCGCUUAUCCAGGUUGGUACGGGGGCAACAGUAGCCACAUUGGCUGAUGCUUCAGAAUUGCCAACCACAGUCACCGUUGCCCAAGUGAAUUAUUCUGCCGUGGCUGAUGGAGAGGUGGAACAAAAUUGGGCCACGUUACAGGGAGGUGAGAUGACCAUCCAGACGACGCAAGCAUCAGAGGCCACCCAGGCAGUGGCAUCAUUGGCAGAGGCCGCAGUGGCAGCUUCUCAGGAGAUGCAGCAGGGAGCUACAGUCACCAUGGCGCUUAACAGCGAAGCUGCCGCCCAUGCUGUCGCCACCCUGGCUGAGGCCACCUUACAAGGUGGGGGACAGAUCGUCUUGUCUGGGGAAACCGCAGCAGCCGUCGGAGCACUUACUGGAGUCCAAGAUGCUAAUGGCCUCUUUAUGGCAGAUCGUGCAGGUCGCAAGUGGAUCCUGACUGACAAAGCCACAGGCCUGGUCCAGAUCCCUGUGAGCAUGUACCAGACUGUGGUGACCAGCCUCGCCCAGGGCAACGGACCAGUGCAGGUGGCCAUGGCCCCUGUGACCACCAGGAUAUCAGACAGCGCAGUCACCAUGGACGGCCAAGCUGUGGAGGUGGUGACAUUGGAACAGUGACAUACAGCCAUAUUAUGGCAUCGUUUUCUAGUCUACUUCAAAAUUUUGUACACGUUUGCAGAGGUGCAAUCAAAUGGAAUUAAGUCUCUCGACUUUGGAAGAAAAGUUUUGUUAACCUUUUUUUUUUUAAAAGGAAGAAAGGCAGCGGAUUUUGGAAUUGCAUUUUUUAAAGCACCACUCUUGAUUUUCUGGGAUUGGUGGAGUAAGAAACUGCGUUGUCAAUUUCACUGUCCCAAAAAAGCCAAAUUGUGGCAGGACUUCUUUCUGCGGAAAUGUGUGUGUAUACUUAUGUGUGUGUAUGUGUGAGUGUGAAUAUAUGUAUAUGUGUACAUAUGGACAUACACAUUUACAUAUAUAUAAAGUAUAUAUAUACAUAUAUAUAUAUGUAUGAAACCCGCAUGGAAUUAUCUGUAUGAAAUCAAGGUGAGCUGUGGAAACAAUAAUUCACCCAGUUUAGUGGGUGGUAGGGUACGUGGCCAGACACAGUCACCCAGUUUUUGUUCAUACCAGGGUCAUGCGUUGAGCUACUGACAAACUCAGGCGGAGGUGACCAUGCCCUUCACCAAAGCUGCCUCCCAGUGGCCACACAGAACUCUUCCUGCUGGACUCACCUGAGGGAAGAGGCUCCAGCAUGGGGUGGGUCAGAGAUGUGUUUGCAAGGUCCAGGGGCUGCGUGGUCUGCCAGCUGAGACGCUCCUCGGGCUGGCCCAGGUGCUGACCUUGCCACAGGCAGAUGAAUGUCUCGAAAGCUCCCGGGCCUCAGCCUCCCAUCUCCUCUCCUUCCCAGGAAUCCUUCUUGAUCUCAUGACUAUUAAAAUGUUGCUCUGGUUUUAAGGUCAGUCCUGAAUUGCUCGUAUAUAUGAACUGAAGGUAACAGAAGUAUUAGGGGUUUGAGGAGUGCGUGCGUGUAAGUGUGCUUGUAUGUGUGCGUGUAUGGAAGGGGGUUGGAGGGGUUGGAAGGGAAAGGAAGGAAAGGAAAAUCUUCCUAGACCAGGAUACACCUGUGGGAGCAAUUUUCUCUAGCUGUCUGUAGCUUCACAGAGGCGGCACUGGAACGAACAGGAAGGGACACCUGGUCUGUGGCCACAGCACCCUGAACGUCCACGAUCUUGUGUGAUCUUGGAAGCUAAGCUUGGUUAGGCCUGGUCAGUACACGGAAGGAAAGAAGGGACACCUGGCCAUAGAAAACGGCUGAGGGUGUUUGCUGUGUUCCUGGAUCAGGCCCUGCUUCAGAAGGGACUCCUGGAGGCCCAUAUUCCUGGAUGCAGCCUGGUGGCCCAGGCUGGGAGCAGCUUGCCUCUUCGGAGGUGUUGACUGACUGGGUGUUCUUGAUAACCGUUAACUCUGUCUUUCUCAGCUGCAAGCCCUGAGUCUCCCGUGGCUGAAUUCACCUGACUUUUCGACAGGUCAAAUCUCUGCUCCUUGAGUACAGGAACAGCUCCUCCUCCCUCCUCCCAGCUCUCCCCACGUGUGUGAUAGUGUAUUUAAUGUGUUUUUUUAAUGCGACAUUAAAAGAUUCUCCACGUCUUGCUCAACCUUUGAGAGAAGUUUCAGAUUCUUGUAUUUGCUUGUUUUAUAUAAAACUAUCUAAUGUUCUUUAUAUGUUCUUUUCUGUACGUAAUGGGGGGAGGGAGGGAAAUUUACAUAUAAAUAGUCCUAGUUCUACAAUGUGUUAUUUUUUUAAUUAUUAUUUUUUAUCGUCAUUGUGAAGUUGUCCAGGGACUUUAAAGUCCAUGUUCCUUUGUGGUGAAAUAACCUCCAAAUAGUUUGAGAAGUUGCCAAGACGAAGAAAAAAGCAAAACCCCAGUAGCAGAGCAUGGAUUCUGUGUUGUUUCCCAUUCUGUCUUUGACUGCCUCAUUCAAUAAAUAGUUCAAAAUGUGGCAA